Prosopis cineraria is the source of this 1159-nucleotide messenger RNA. RefSeq lists its product as uncharacterized. The coding region runs from base 90 to 770 and encodes 226 amino acids. Lineage: Eukaryota; Viridiplantae; Streptophyta; Magnoliopsida; Fabales; Fabaceae. The transcript is spliced from 7 exons. The record is from RefSeq and is a predicted model, not a curated record.
CAUUAAUUGAAAGAAGUGUCCGCGGAUGGCGCAUUUUUUAUCCGUCUAUCAACUAACAAGAAUCAACAAAAUUCAUUGAGCUUCGUAAUAUGAACUCAAUCUCAGCCUUCGUUGCCUUGCCUCCUUCAUCUUCGCUGCUCAAUUCCUCCAAAAUCCCCUCUUCUUCUAAAGUCACUCCUUUUGCUCCUCGUCAUGCUUAUUCGAAUCUUCAAAACACAAGGAAGAAAUGGACGAUCCUCCAAGGAAAUGGUGAGAACCAGUCGAUUACAGUUGCAUCACCAACGACCACCAACAUUGACGACGACGAUAGGACUUUGAGUUCGGCUUCGGAGGUUGUGAGGAAUUUCUAUGGAAGAAUCAACGCCCACGAUGUGGACUCUGUGGAGGACCUUAUCGCUGAGAAUUGUGUGUAUGAGGACCUUAUCUUUCCCCAACCAUUUGUGGGUCGCAAGGAAAUUCUGGCGUUUUUUCGAAAGUUCACCACUUCUACCAGCAAAGAUCUUCAGUUUGUUAUUGAUGAUUUGUCCACUAAUGAUCCCUCAUCAGUAGGGGUGAUAUGGCACUUAGAAUGGAAGGGAAGACCUUUUCCCUUUAGCAAAGGAUGCAGCUUUUAUCGAUUAGAUGUCAAUAAUGGAAAGAGACAAAUAAUGUUUGCUGGUUCAAUAAACUUGACAGAACUUUCUGUUAAAAGACUUGGCAUGUCUCAGUAUGAAAAAGCUCGCAGGAUUGCUUGUGAGUUGAUAGCAACAUUGCAUAUACUGCAAAGAUAACAGAAAUAACUCUGCAUUAAUGUUGAAACAGAAGAGACUCCUUGGACAGGAGAUAUGGGCGAGACAGUGUUGAACCAGCAAUUAAACCUGGGGAUGCAGCUCUGGCAGCAAUUAGGAGCGUGACUUGGCUUCUUAAGCAGUUUCCUCAGUUAGCAGACAAGUUAUGAUAAAAGCCAGAUUGAUAAACAUAUGCUUCCUCAACACAUGAAAAGAAAAGAAGAGGCAAAUCAAGUAUGAAAAGAGUCUGUACAGGUCAGUUCCGUUAUGUGUAUGUGAAAUGUAAUUAUAUUAGUGUUCAUUAUAAAUAGGUGGUUCAACUUGUCAAUCAAAUUGUAAUCAUAAAUUGAAUCCUUUAUAGAUCAUUUUUAUGUAAUCAUUAUAAUUUCUUC